Python bivittatus (Burmese python) is the source of this 4629-nucleotide messenger RNA. NCBI's taxonomy places the organism in Eukaryota, Metazoa, Chordata, Lepidosauria, Squamata, Pythonidae. The record is from RefSeq and is a predicted model, not a curated record.
GUGUCUGUUAGUUACUUCCAAAUGUUUCUUUUCAGUCUUGACUGCAUAACAACUAUCGCCAACAUGGCAUCACCAACUAGCAUUGCCAGGUUGUGAAAGGCUGAAUGUUAUAUACACCAUUAUCUUCACAGAUCCAUGGACAUGAGGCAUGAUCGAUUGUCUGUCUUGUGGAAACUGUCUCUUAACAUAAAACGUCUGCAGCUGCCCAAAUAUGAGUUUGGAAAGCACAGCCUCUUCUUAUCAUCAUAAUGGAAGAGCAGCUAGUUGGUAAGACAAAGAUUGCCCAGAAAGCUACAGCGGGAGGAGAUUCGCUGUCCUUCGUAAACUUACUGAAAGUCCACAGAGAAUUGCUAGUCGAUCGAGUCCGCAACACCCAGUGUUUGAUUGACAACUUGAUUAAGAAUGACUAUUUCUCCAAGGAAGAUGCAGAGAUUGCUGCACAGUAUUCAACGCAAGCAGACAAGGUUCGUAAAAUUCUGGAUCUAGCCCAGAGUAAAGGUGAGGAAGUUGCAGAAUAUUGCCUAUAUGUCCUGCAGCAAGUUGCUGAUGCUUACUAUGACUUACAUCCCUGGCUGGAAGAGAUUGGCUUUCACCCAUCAGAAGUCAUUUGUAACAAAGCUGUGGAAAAUACCGACCCGGUCAGUAGAUAUAAGCAGAAACUCAAAGAUGAAUUGGGCCGAGAUACAAAGUUCAUCAUGUCAUAUGCCCAAAAGGAGGACAUGUUGCUUGAGGAAACAUAUUCUGCCAACAUUAUGGAGUUUAUCAAUCACAAAAACGAGAAACUCAGUAAUGUGGAUGCCUUAGAAGAUCUGCUUGCUGACAAUAUUGGCCUGAUCAAUGAAAAUGGAGAGACCAUCUAUAUCUUUGGGGAUGCUGGAAUUGGAAAGUCCAUAAUACUGCAAAAGAUGCAAAAUCUGUGGUCCAAGAAUGCCUUUGACAUAGGGGCCAAAUUCUUUUUCCGUUUCCGAUGCCGGAUGUUCAGCUGCUUUAAGCAGGAAGAAGCCAUUUGUUUAAAAGACCUUCUCUUCAAGUAUAACUGUUUCCCAGAUCAGGAUCUAGAGGAGGUUUUCAACUUUAUUGUAAAAUUUCCUCAUACAGUCUUGUUCACAUUUGAUGGCUUUGAUGAGAUUCAUUCUGAUUUUGAUGUCAGUAGUGUUCCUGAAGUCUGCUCUCCCACUGAAUCUAUCCACCCUCUUGCUCUGCUGGUGGGCCUCCUCAGUGGAAAACUUCUGAAGGGAUCUAGGAAAAUUUUGACAGCCAGGACAGGGACGGAAAUUGAUAAAAACAUUGUCCGGAAGAAAGUACAUCUCCGAGGGUUUUCCGAUAGUAACUUGAAAGACUAUACUAAAAUGUUCUUCAAAGAUGAAGGGUGUCGGACUUUGGUUUUGAACCAACUGGAAGCCAACCCAAAUCUAAGCAGUUUAUGCUCGGUGCCAUUAUUUUGCUGGAUUAUCUUCAAAUGCUUUGAACAUUUCCACUCUGCAUUUGAUAGCCAUGAGCUCCCAGACUUUACUGUCACUCUAACGGAUAUUUUCUUGCUCAUGACUGAAGUCCACCUGAACCGCAUGCAGAAGACAAAUUUGCUAAAGAAGAACAACAGAAGCCAAGAAGAGACAUACAGGUCCAAUAAAGAGAAAUUGUUUGCACUCAGUAAAAUAGCCUACUUGGGGAUGCAGAAGUCUCUUUUUAUCUUUGAGCAAGAGGAAGUCCUCAUUAACCUCCCUGAGCAGGACUUACAUUUAGGUUUUCUCAGGGCAGUUCCUAGUUAUCGGGGCAAUGUAGACCAAUCUGCCUAUGAAUUCUUGCACUUGACCUUGCAGUCAUUUUUCACAGCUUUUUUCCUGGUGACUGACGAGAAAGUGGGGUCCAAAGACAUGCUGCAGUUCUUUGCUGAAUGCUCCAUGCAAGACACCACCCUGUCUUCCUGCUUCCCUCUUGCCUGGUUGAAAAAUUACCACCCAACAGGAGUGGAUCUUUUCCGAAAUAAAGAACACUUUCAUUUUACUAAUCUCUUCCUGUGUGGCUUGCUUUCCAAGGCAAGGCAGAAGCUCUUGAGGCAUCUGGUUCCUCUGACCACAGUCAAGAAGAAAAGGAAGAUUCUUCUUGACUAUUUUUUUGAAAGCAUGAAGUCUCAUCUGAAGGGUCUCUCUCGGGCAAGGCUGAAGGAAUACAAACAGGUGCAAGUAAUGCCAAACUUUAUUUGGAUGCUGAGAUGCAUCUAUGAGACUCAGAAUGAGAAAGUUGGCAAGGGGGUUGCCAAAAGCAUGCGUGCCAAUUACAUCAAGCUGACAUACUGCAAUGCUUACUCUGCUGACUGUAGUGCCAUCUCCUUUGUUAUGCAUCAUUUCCAGAAGCGCUUGGCCCUUGAUCUGGACAAUAACAACAUCAACGAUUAUGGGAUCAAGCAGCUGCAGCCUUGCUUUAGCCAUCUGGCAGUACUCAGGGUGAGCGUGAACCAGAUCACAGAUCAAGGUGUAAGAGUGCUUUAUGAGGAGUUGUCCAAAUUCAAAAUUGUGACUUAUUUGGGCUUGUACAACAAUCAGAUUACAGAUAUUGGAGCAAAGUAUGUGGCAAGACUCAUUGAGGAAUGUCCAAGUCUCAUCUAUGUUAAGAUAGGAGCAAACAAAAUAACAACUGAAGGAGGGAAAAGUCUUGCUUAUGCCAUCCAGAAGAGUAAAACAAUGUAUGAAAUUGGAAUGUGGGGAAAUCAGAUUGGGGAUGAAGGAGCAAUAGCUUUUGCAGAAGCACUGAAAAAUCAUCCCACCUUAACUAAUAUCAGUCUUGCAUUCAAUGGCAUCACUACAGAAGGGGGUAAAAGCCUCGCAGAAGCAAUGAAACACAACAGUUCUGUAAAUAUAUUUUGGCUAACAAAAAAUGAGUUGGAUGAUGAAGCAGCUGAGAGUUUUGCCGAAAUGGUAAAGGUUAACAAGAGAUUGGGCUAUCUGUGGCUCAUCCAGAAUCAGAUUACUACUCGAGGAGCCAAGAGUUUAGCUGAUGCUCUCCAGGACAAUACAGCUCUUAAAGAAAUCUGCUUAACUGGAAACCCAAUAACCGAAGAGGAGGCCAAAGUCUUUGAAAAGGAAAAGAGACUCAUUUGCUUUUGAGAAAGGUUUUCCAGAUUGGAUGGUGGUUGUCAUGCCAAGACUGUUACAGCUUUGCCAGAAGUCAGAGCAAUCCCAGAAGCCUGGGCAAAAUAGACAUGGAGCUUGCCUCCCUUGUGCUUGAACAAUACGAUUGGCCCUGGGUGUGCAUCUUGUGACUGAUACUUGAAAGGAGGACAUUGCUUUAGUAAUUAACCCCUUCUACCCUAACAACAUUUGUGUUAGGUUUCUGGGAUGAUUCUGGUUUUAUGCCAGGGCUCAAGAUCCAUCAGCAGAAACCUGAUUCAGAAGACCUGCCGUUAAAGGACACUGAAACUCUUUGGAGGAUCAGGAGUGAGUGAGGCUCACAGCUCAUCCACACAACAGCUACUCCUGGCUGCCUUCUCCCUUACUCCAGCCCACCCAAAUGCUUGCCCAUCCAUUUCUUUGUUUUAGCUGUGAGUUAGGGGGGAGGGAGACAUUUGGAUGCUGCUGCUGUUACAGAAUUAGACCCCCUAGUGAAUCCCUUUCUAUCAUCUGCUCACCAAUGGAACACAGAAAACUGCCUCCCAUAAGUCCUGCCUUUGACGCCAGCCAUGAUCCCUUUGACUGGUACUAAAGGAAAAUGGCAAGAUGGAUUUCUCAGAUAUCUAGUGUGGGUAUUAGUACCUAAGGUUUAGACCUGAUUUUGCAUUAUUUGGGGAGUUUAAGGAAGAAACAUGAGAGCUUGCAUUCUCAGCAAAGGUUAUGGCAAAGAGUAUAUUUGUACAUGGGUGUCCAGGGUGGUCCAUAGAUACAGUGACUGGCUUCAAAGUCACAGGUGAAGCCAGACAGUGGAACUCCAGACCCUUUUUAAUGUGUGACGCACGUUUUAUGCAUAAAAAAGGGCAGAGUUUGAUCACCUGGUUACACUCAUUUUGAAGCCAGUGACCAUCACUGCAGACACCCCUGUGUGUGCAACUGUAUUUUGCUACUGGUUCACAUGGAAUAUGUGCCCAUUCAUUCCUAUAUCCCAGGGAGAAGAGAGGAAAUACAUCCAACAUGCCCAUAUAAGUUGCCCUUAGUUAUAUUAAAAGUGGUUUAGUCAAAUGACUGGGUUAGUAUGUUACAGAAUGUUAAAGAUAUAUAUCUUCUGCUCUUAAAAAAUUCUCUUUCUAGUGUUUUUGGUAUCUCUGAGGAUGUUUAAUAAGGGCUGGAUGUCAGCCUCAAUAUGUUGGAAGUGUAGCAUGGUGCGAAUGACAGAUACUUGGGGGCUGCUCCACUGUGGUCCCUUUUUGGUCCAGUAUUAAUAAAUGCACUAACAGGGUAUUGGGAAGGGAAAUAAAAAGUUGAACAAUAUAUCAGUAAUUUGGAAUUUAACAGCAUAUGAAGUAACUCUGCAUUUAUUGGACAUGGACUGUAGCUGAAAAAAAUGUUUGAUGGACAUAAUCUCUUAUACCUGAUGUUAAGCUUGGGCUGAUGAAAUAUAUUCACUCUCCAGCUAUUAACUUGUUUCAUAUCAUGUGGAAAAAAGCCACCAAUAUGUAGUCAAGAUAUAAUUUGUUGAAUA